AUGCCAUCCCCGAAACCUCCAUUCGAGCUCAAGGACCACUGUACCCUCAUACACCAAAAUGUCCUCUACGUCUACUCACCAGCUGGGUUUAUGUCGCUUGCCCUGGAACCGAAUGCGAAGUGGAGCAAGCUAGCCGUGGGGAGAUCUGUGACCGGAGCGUCCUGCUUUAAAGGUCCGACUGAUGGGGACAUGAACAAUCCGGCCUUUUUUGUAGUCGGCGGUACUGGUGGUCCGGAUGACUAUCUCGGGGUUCAAAGCUACUCGUUUUUAGACAAAAAAUGGAGAUUUCCGAGCCUGGAUGGGAAUAAUUUGAAAAAUAGGGUCAACCACGACGCAGUGUUCAUUGAAUCCCAAUCAUCUAUCCUCGUUUUCGCCGGCUCUACAAAUGGCAACCCUACCCCAUCAACGGAAACGUUCAUGAUUUCUAUGAGCCCCAAUCUAUACCACAUUGAGUCUCGUGGUGGACCUGUCGCGCCAUCUACGAAACCGGUGCUUUUACCUUGGGGAAAAGACACAGUGCUACUCAUCGCGGGCAGCGGGGAUAACAAAGUCUACCAAUUCAAGGACAAUGCGUGGCAUAUGUUUGACUAUGCUCUAGAGAGCCCAAUAGCCGACCCGACUAAUACCCCCAUUAUCGCAAAUCCGUACAUAGACGGAAACAUGGCCCUGCAAGUUUUCGAUUUGGCAGCAUCCCCGAUCACUGUCCGUACAGAUAACUUGGUUCCGCCGGGCGCUCCUCACAGACGAUCCAUUCAUUCCCGGCAUCAUAAUCAUGUCAAUUCGAUUAUACAGAAACGAGACUCGUACCCUGCUUAUAAUUCUACCUUAGCUCCUACUGGAUCGCGUACCGGAGCUUCCAUUGCGUCUGACCCAGGAUAUAAUAAUAGAGUAGUAAUUUCCGGCGGAAACAGCGAAGAGCCCAUUGUCAUCUUUAAUCAAGAUGAUAAUGCGUGGCUGGAUAUCAAGCAUUUCUUUUCUGUUUCUACCACCUCUUCGGCUUCUUCCUCGACCAUGACCCCUUCCUCCAUGACCGCCAUCAGCAGCACAUCAACGCCCAUAAUCACGUCUGCACCCACAUUCACGCCAUACCCAACCGAGACAGAAUCUCCUACCUCCAGUGAACGAGUCGACAGUAUUGUUCCUCCAGAUGGCCGUACCUUGACCAUAAUUGGCGCCACUCUUGGUACUCUCCUAGGCAUCGGAGCCAUAAUCAUAAUCAUCCUACUUAUACUUGCCUGGAGGCGGCGGACCAGUUUAUACUGCCAACAUACCAAAGAAAAACACAUGAAUUCAGACGAUAAGGAUAGAUUCAGCUUCCAGGAUGCUGGUGUGGAACCUCUCACCCAAUCAAUACAGCCGAUUGCAAGAGGCCCUGUUCCUUCAACUGACUCCUGGGCAUAUAUCUCCGGCCAAGCUGACGAUUAUUCCCGAGCAUCCUUAAACCCUCCGCCUCCGCCGCCAACCAGAGGUAUGCCUAUAUCCGAGAAAAGCCCAAGCCCGCUUCGGGUUGUGGAAACGACUCGGGAUGAACGGCCCGAUAGUGAUGUCUAUCCUCCAGUUUCAACGAAACAGGUUUUCGGGGCCGUUGUAGAUCAUAGACAAAGUGAGGCCGAUGACAGGCUGACGGAUGAAGGUUGGAGCAAGUAUUUCCAGCGUGAAAAGGACAAUGGAUCGGUGAAAUCUCGUGUUUCUUCCGUCGACUCCAAAUACUCCAAGUCGGAUUAUAAAUCGGACUACCAGUCAGACUACCGAGGAAGCGGAUGGCCUCACACAUCAGCUCAAGUGCCACCUCUAAGGUUCGGCGGGCCACAGCCCCUUGGAAUGGUUCCAAGUGGUAGCCCCAGCACCGAAACCCCUCCCAAGUGGUCAUUCCCACAGCAUCAGGCUAUGUCUGCUAAAAUAUCCAAUGCAGACUCGAUUAGCAUCAACUCGGACGACUACUACGACAACCAAAGGGACACAGCAAAGAGCGAUACCUUUUCAACUGGGGCUCCAGGCAGCACCCAUGACGUGGAUCGCUGGGGUAGAGUUUCGAGAGAGCCUCGGGUGGCCAGCAGCAAUUACUCGAAUAGUGUAUACUACGAUAACCCUGGCCCUCCGCAUCCUGGGGGUCCGGACCGACAAAUGAACCCAAUGUUCCCUGGAAGUCGUUCUCCCUCAUCAUAUUACGGGCGUAACAAUCGUUCUGCGAGCAGGGGAAUACUCAGCUCCGAUAUUAGCUGGCUCAACAUUGGAGGCAACAGAUAG
Molecule: messenger RNA, 2247 nt
Organism: Nannizzia gypsea CBS 118893
Lineage: Eukaryota; Fungi; Ascomycota; Eurotiomycetes; Onygenales; Arthrodermataceae
Exons: 1
Coding region: 1-2247 (748 amino acids)
Molecular function (GO): protein binding
Source: RefSeq, a predicted model, not a curated record